CUACUACGUGCUCCACCGAGUCACUUGGUUCGAUACCACAUAAUGGACAAAAUAUUUCUCCCUCACCUGCAAAAAAUAGAGCCACAUGCACAUUUCACAUUCAGUUUUCCGAUCAUAGAAUCGUCAAUGGGGAGGAAGUACUAUGCCAAAGUAGGUUCGCUCAGUGAACGAGAACAGUUCGUGGGAGAGGCAGAGUCACUCAGAGCCAUACACAAUGCUGCACCAGGACUGGCUCCUCAGGUGCUCGCAGCGGUCGGUCCAGAUGAUUCUGCUGCGACAUCCGAACGGCCUUAUUUCCUGUCGGAAUAUCGGAAUAUUAUAAGUCUUGCUUCAAACCACAAAGCAGGGGAGGAGCUUGGGAUGAGGCUAGCCACCGAACUGCACGUGUACAAGAGCACUAUGGGCUUUGGAUUUCAUGUUCCUACCUUCUGCGGAGCAACUCGGCAAGACAACGGCUGGCAUCAAACCUGGGAAGAAUGCUACAGCGCCAUGAUUGGAAAUCUCCUCGCCAAGCUUCGCGAUGAAGGCAGGUUUUCAGAACUUUGCACUAAAGGGGAACAAGUAAGGUCCAAAGUGAUACCAUUCUUGCUUCGGUCCCUCGAGGUUGAGCCGGUGCUAUUGCAUGGUGACCUCUGGAGCGGUAAUGUGGGCAUAGAUAAUUUAUCGGGUCAACCUGUUAUCUUCGAUCCGUCAUCUUACUACGGUCACAAUGAAGCUGAUCUGGCCAUCGCCCGUAUCUUCGGCGGAUUUCCACGUGGCUUUUUCGAAAAGUACCAUGAACACCUGCCCAAGACCGAACCUGUGGAUCAGUACGAGCUCAGAGCAGACCUUUACGAGCUCUACCAUUAUCUAAAUCACACAGUUCUGUUUGGAAGUUCAUAUGCAGGAAGUGCUCUGCGGAAGAUGACUGUGCUUCUUGGGGCUUGCGCGUAACUGGACACACGAGCCCAACGCAACAGGGACUGUAUGUAGCAGGCCAACCAGUGCAGUGGUCAAUGUAUCAAUAUUGUAUUUUCAUGUUUCCCGACCAGCUCGAGGGUUACAAAUGGCCAGCGUUGGCGGCGGAGUACUUUGAUCUGAUCAUGGCUGGCGCUGCCUUGCUUUCAAGCACACCUCGUAUGUACUAUCCUAGUUUAGGAGUCUCACUUCCGU
Suillus subalutaceus is the source of this 1152-nucleotide messenger RNA. Its product is annotated as Fructosamine/Ketosamine-3-kinase. The transcript is spliced from 5 exons. Bases 43 to 933 code for a protein of 296 amino acids. The record is from RefSeq and is a predicted model, not a curated record. NCBI's taxonomy places the organism in Eukaryota, Fungi, Basidiomycota, Agaricomycetes, Boletales, Suillaceae.